ACGGCGCGGGGAGGAUUCAGCGGAGGGCGCAAGGCCUCGCUGCCAAACCAGACUCGCCACAUGGUCUGGCAGCGGCCAGAUCCACCACCGCCGGCGACGGGCGACGCGAGAUCUGGUGUAGGCGAAGUCGGGGACAGAUGGGAAGCCGCCGUGCGAGCCAUGAGCGGUGCGGCCAAGGAAUCGACGACAAGCACCAAGGAGCCGCCUCUACCUCCACCUUCUGGGCAAGCGACGACCAAAAGCUCCACCGAGCUCUGCAUCAACUGCUCUCUCCCAGGUCAUUUCGCUCCUCGCUGCCCUACUAUCCGUUGCGAGAAAUGCAACAAAUUAGGUCAUAUGGCUCAACUAUGUCAGAGGCCUUGGGAGUGUGUUCCAUUCAUGUGCGGCUUUCAGUCGCCUGGCCAGGGGUUUUUCUAUAUUCCUGAUAUGUGUGCUGCUAAGCAGAGUGUAGAAAAAACUAACAACGUGGUGAUUACUAUUGUGGAGGGGUGUGCUACUGUGAAAGAGAUUGAGCAGGAAUUCAAUGCCAUCUUUGCAAAAAAAACCUGGUAAAAAGAAAUGGCGUUGUACGGCCCGUUCCAUUGGCCCUGCCCAGUUUGUGAUGCGAUUUCCUAAUGCUAGUGAAGUUGAUAGAGCAUGUCGUUAUGGGAAACGCAUGCCUCUGAAGGAGGGGACUAUUGUGGUUUGUAUUACUCCUUGGACUGCUUCGAUAGGAGCUAAAGGAAUCAUGGAGAAAGCCUGGGUUCGUAACAUUCCUAUAGAAAAGAGAUGCACUGAACAUGUGGCAUAUGUUGGGGGCUUGGUUGGGAUAACAUUAGAAGUUGAUGAAGCUACUAUUCAUAAGCCUGAAUAUGCUAGAAUCCUUCUUGGAUGCAGAGAAGUUGAGAAAAUUCCCCCCUCAGCUGAAGGGAUGCUGGGGAACAAUACUAUGACUUUUUUUAUGAAGUGGAAAAAGUUGUGACAGUAGGGUUUGAUAAAAGCCAGUCUUCCAUUGCUGUUGAUAGUAGUGCAUCUCCUUCCUUCCCCAAGAAAGCGAGGAUGGAAUCAUAUCCUGCUUCUUCUACUGGGCAAGGGGAGACAAGUGCAUCCAUGGCCGGCACUUUCUCAUCACAGAAGUAUGACAAAGGGAUGCAGCGGUUGACUACAGUUGCUGAAAGUGAAGAGGAAGAGGAAAGUGAUGAAGGUAAUCAUACGAAGCUGCUGAUUGAAACCAUGGCCAGAGAACAUGCUGCUGGAAAAGUGUCUUAUUGUGGUCCGCAAACUGGUAAUACAUCAUAUGGAACAGUCUCUGAGGAGCUGGAGGUGGAUGAGAUGUCUGGAUCUCCCACAAAUGAUGUUAAUAUACAUAAAGGUGCUUGGGGGUUUAUCACUCCUAUUCCACCCUCACCUCUGUAUCUCUGUCAGGAUGAAAACACUCAUGGAAACACAUUUCCUCCUUUGUUAGAUUAUGUGGUCUGGCCUUCAUUACCUCAUAUUGUGCCACUGGAGGAGGGGUCCAUGGAAGGGGGAGAUAACUGUAGUGCCUAUACAGUUGAGUCUCCAUCUGGAUCGCCAAUUCAUGAUAAUGGGAUCCGCAAGGAAUUUGCUCCGCGCAGGCAGAUGCAGAAGCUGGAAAAAGUGGGAGAUGUGGCUACCAACAGGAUGAGGAAACGUGACUCGGAAGGUUUGCUUAAGGAGGAAGAGAAGGUGAAGUUCCAAGCUGGAGUGAAGAGGUUAGCACACGCGGCUGUUGCGCUGGCGGACAGGUCCUUCCCGCGUGGCAGACUUCUCUUGGGAGACAGAGAUGGGAUCGGCGCUUGGAUCUUUCCUUUUGCAUUCUGUUGUCCACUGGGGUUUAAUGCCCGCUGGCAAUUGUGCUUCUUGGUAGUGGUUCGCCUAGUUGUAGAGGCUUAUUGACAGUUUCACCCUGGGAACUCCCUGGGUGUUUUUUGGUUGGGCAGUGGUAUGUAAGUGUCAUCAGGUUUUCGCCCCAUGGCGGAUGGUCCGUUUCAGGAUCGUCCUGCGGUGGGUUUCCUGAUGAUGCGCCAACCCGCUCUCCCCUUUCAGUCUCAUUUUGCUUGCGGUUAGUCCUAUCUUUCAGUCUAGUUAUCUUUAGCAAGUGGAUGCUCGAUACAUAAUUUAAAAAACAGACUGAUGUAUUUCCGUUGAUUGCAAAAUUAAUGGAAAGGGGUUGUGAGCCCGGUUGGAAAAAAAGAGAU
Aegilops tauschii subsp. strangulata is the source of this 2198-nucleotide messenger RNA. The record is from RefSeq and is a predicted model, not a curated record. NCBI's taxonomy places the organism in Eukaryota, Viridiplantae, Streptophyta, Magnoliopsida, Poales, Poaceae.